GAUGCAGGAGGAGCUGGCGUGCGAGACCGACUGCUUGCUUCCUCUGGAGAGGCAGCUCCAUGAGGCCGCCCGUCGGAACAACGUCAGCAGGAUGCAGGAGUUGAUUGGGAGGAGGGUUAACACCAGGGCCAGAAACCACGUUGGCAGGGUAGCCCUGCACUGGGCUGCAGGUUCAGGGCACGAGCAGGCUGUGCGUCUGCUCCUGGAGCACGAGGCUGCUGUGGACGAGGAGGAUGCGUUUGGCAUGAAUGCACUUCUCCUGUCUGCCUGGUUUGGCCACUUACGGAUCCUCCAGAUCCUGGUCAACUCGGGGGCCAAGAUCCACUGUGAGAGCAAGGAUGGCCUGACCUUACUGCACUGCGCAGCCCAAAAAGGCCACGUGCCUGUGCUGGCAUUCAUAAUGGAGGACCUGGAGGAUGUGGACCUGGACCACGUAGACAAGCUGGGGAGGACAGCAUUUCACAGGGCAGCUGAGCACGGGCAGCUGGAUGCUCUGGACUUCCUCGUGGGCUCUGGCUGUGACCACAGUGUCAAAGACAAGGAGGGGAACACAGCCCUUCACCUGGCUGCUGGCCGGGGCCAUGUGGCUGUGCUGCAGCGACUUGUGGACAUCGGGCUGGACCUGGAGGAGCAGAAUGCGGAAGGUCUGACCGCCCUGCAUGCGGCUGUUGAGGGGACCUACCUUGACUGUGUGCAGCUCCUUCUUAGGGCUGGGAGCAGUGUGAAUGCGCUCACCCAGAAAAACCUGAGCUGCCUUCACUAUGCAGCCCUCAGUGGCUCAGAGGAUGUGUCUCGAGCCCUCAUCCACGCAGGAGGCUGCACCAACGUAGCUGAUCAUCAGGGCGCCUCUCCUAUGCACCUCGCUGUCAGGCACAACUUCCCUGCCUUGGUCCGGCUCUUCAUGAACUCUGACAGUGACUUGAAUGCCAUGGACAAUAGGCAGCAGACGCCCCUUCACCUGGCUGCAGAGCACGCGUGGCAGGACAUAGCAGAGAUGCUCCUCGUUGCUGGGGUUGACUUAAACCUGAGAGAUAAGCAGGGAAAAACUGCCCUGGCAGUGGCCGCCCGCAGCAACCAUAUCAGCCUGGUGGACAUGAUCAUAAAAGCUGAUCGUUUCUACAGAUGGGAGAAGGACCACCUUUCAUGCAAGGACCCCAGUGACCCCUCUGGGAAGAGCUUGUCCUUCAGGCAGGACCAUCGGCAGGAAACACAGCAGCUCCGCUCUGUGUUGUGGCAGCUGGCCUCUAGGUUUCUGCAGCCCCAUGAGUGGAAGAAGCUGGCAUAUUCCUGGGAGUUCACAGAGGCCCAUGUCUAUGCCAUCGAGCAACAGUGGACAGGCACCAGGAGCUAUCAGGAGCAUGGCCACCGAAUGCUGCUCAUUUGGCUGCAUGGCGUGGCCACGGCUGGUGAGAACCCCAGCAAAGCGCUGUUUGAGGGCCUUGUGGCCAUUGGCAGGAGGAGCCUGGCUGGUAAGAGCGUACUCUGCUGGGCUUCUUCUCAGGAGCUGGCUGGCCCCCACUGUAAUGCAGCAGGGCCCUCCAAGGGCUGCUCAGACAAGCAUGCUGUGAUGCUGGCUCUAGGCCUUCCAGAUUCCUCUCCCGAGCCCUGCCCUCUUUUCCCUUGGGCAAGUGACAGUGCCUCCUGGCUCUGGUUUCCCCAUUUGUGCAACGAGGGUGUUGGCCCAAACUGAGCCCUAUGACCGUCACAGCCCCCGAACCAGUGAUGGCUAUCCAUAAUCUCUUCCUUACUAGCCUUCUAUACCUCGAUAUUUUUUUUUUUUUCCAUUUUGGAAUAAGCCUGGAACCAUCUUCAGACUUCUUUUUCACAAACAUUAAGACAUAGGAACCAAAACUGACUUAAUAUGAGUUGAACCAGUCAAAUCUGGUCAAAUAAACCUCCUGAGGUCAUCACAGCUUAUUUGAGUAUGCCAAUCCCAAAAGCCUGAUUUGGGGUUCAGAGUGUUCUGUGGAACCAUCAGACAAGCAGGAUAGAAGGUUCUAGUACUAAGCCCUUGCUAAAAACAAAAUCAGUUCAUGAUGAAAAAGCCUUAAACGCUGUGAUAUCCAUUGACAUGGUACAUAAUGGGGCAACCACAGAAGGGCUACUAGGCAGUCACUGAUAGUUGUGAAGUCUCCAUUAGUUAUGAGGCAACAAAGAAAACCAUUUCUGACAUAUUUCUAGCAUAUUACUGAGGAAAAUAUUUCUAGCAUAUUAUUGAGGGAAAAAAAGGAACCCCCCAUCCCCCACCACCACCCCAUAACUGCUAUAGGCAAGGUGGAAAAGCUAAGAGGCAUUUCAGGGUAGAGGGAUUAGGGACGCUACCUUUCUUUUCCCAAAAUGUUCUUAAAUAUAGUUGUUGCAUCUUCUUUUAACACAAACUCUGGCAGGCAAUUAAAACAUAAAACCAGCCCUGUGAGGCAGGGCUUAGGUGACAGAG
Saimiri boliviensis boliviensis (Bolivian squirrel monkey) is the source of this 2437-nucleotide messenger RNA. The record is from RefSeq and is a predicted model, not a curated record. NCBI's taxonomy places the organism in Eukaryota, Metazoa, Chordata, Mammalia, Primates, Cebidae.